GGCGGCCGGAAGUGCUGGCGGCCGAGUCCGCGGAGCUGCUGCGCAUGCUCCCUGCCGCCUCCCAUCCCCCCGCUCCAGCCCCGGACUCGGCUGCUCUCGGAGACGCUUCUUGGACUUCAUGUGAGCAAAUGGCAAAUGCCGAAGUCAGCAUCCCUGUUGGAGAUGUGGUGGUUGUGCCCACCGAAGGGAAUGAAGGUGGGAAUCCAGAAGAUACCAAAACCCAAGUGAUCUUGCAACUGCAACCUGUACAGCAAGGGAUUUAUCAAGAGGGCACCGAGACCAGCACGGCUGUAGUGGCUGUCGAAACGCACACAAUCCACAAGCUUGAAGAAGGCAUUGAUCCUAGUACCAUCGAAACCAACGAGGAGAUUGAGAUUGCCUACCCCAUCACCUGUGGAGAGAGCAAAGCCAUCCUGCUGUGGAAAAAGUUUGUCUGCCCGGGCAUCAAUGUCAAGUGUGUCAAGUUCAAUGACCAGCUUAUCAGUCCAAAGCACUUUGUUCACCUGGCUGGCAAAUCUACCCUGAAGGACUGGAAAAGAGCCAUUCGUCUGGGAGGAAUCAUGCUGAGAAAGAUGAUGGACUCUGGGCAAAUUGACUUCUACCAGCAUGACAAAGUUUGCACCAAUACCUGCCGGAGCACCAAGUUUGACCUCCUGAUCAGCAGCGCCAGAGCACCAGUGCCAGGGCAGCAAAGCUUGGUACAGACUCCCACCUCUGCUGACGGAAGCAUUGCCCAGAUUGCUGUGUCUGAGGAAAGCAUGGAGGAAGGGAUUGAAUGGAACUCUGCUCUGACAGCUGCAGUCACCAUGGCAACCGAAGAAGGGAUCAAGAAGGAUCUAGAGGAGAUUUCAGAAGACACCUUGAUGUUCUGGAAGGGAAUUGCUGAUGUGGGGUUGAUGGAAGAAGUGGUCUGCAACAUUCAGAAGGAGAUAGAAGAAGUGCUGAAAGGUGUUCAGGAGAGACUUGGCCAGUCACCCCUUCUGGUUACUGAUGCAGCCAUCCUAAAUAACGUUGCUCAUACUUUUGGCCUGAUGGACACUGUCAAGAGAGUGCUGGACAACCGGAAGAGCCAGACUGAUCAAGGAGAAGAGCAGUUUCUUUAUACUCUUGCAGACGUGGAACGCCAGCUGGAGGAGCAGAAGAAUCUUGCCAGAGAUCAGAAGACAAAAUCGCAGACGGUUCAGAAUGUAGUCCUAAUGCCCGUCAGCACUCCAAAACUUCCCAAGAGGCCCCGGCUGCAGCGUCCUGCCUCGGCCACCGUCCUGAGUUCCUCUGCCUCAAUACAGCAACCUCAGUUCACAGUUAUUUCGCCCAUCACCAUUGCACCCAUGGGGCAACCCUUCUCUGUCAGCAACCUUCCCAUGGCAACCAUCAGCCAGGGCUCUAGCCCCGUAACUGUUCACACCUUGCCAUCUGGCUCGCAGCUCGUCCGCUACGCCACUGUGGUCUCUUCGUCCAAGACCGGCUCAUCUGAUACUGUGACGAUUCACCCGUCCUCCAGCCUGGCCCUGCUGAGUUCAGCUGCCAUGCAGGACAAUAGUACACUUGCAAAUGUGGCUACCGUGGUGAAUCCUGUGGAGCUGGUGGCCAUGGAGUCUGGACUGACCUCCACCAUUCAGGCUGUUGAGGGCACCUCCGAGGAUGGCCAGCCCAUCAUCGAAAUAGACCCAGCACCCGACCCAGAAGCUGAGACAGAGGAAUCUGGGGCCAAAGCUGUGAUUCUGGGAACAGAAAUAAGGACUGAGGAGAAAGUGGUAGCUGAGGUUGACCAACACCAGCACCAGGUCCACAACGUAGAGAUUGUGGUCUUGGAGGACUAGUUGGAAUGGCAAAUAUUAUCUUGGUUGAUUGUUCAUCUCUCUCUCUCUCUCUCUCUCUCUCAGUUUUUCUCUCUCAAUUUCUCUCUCUCUUUUUUUUUUUUAAAAACAACAACCUUCCAUCCAGGUAUGUUGCCAUGGAUAAUGUGAUGUUUAACUAGUCGUGCUCACUUGGAAGACAGCAGAGCCUCAUCUGUACAAACCAUUAAUUAAGGGAAGGGAGAGAAGAGAAUUCUUUCCAAGCAGCCCAGAAAGACAGAAAGCUAGCCAGUGCUGUUGUUGAGAGAACAUUUCUAAGAGAAAGACUGCACCUCUAUGUUUGAAAAGAUUUUUUGUCCACUUUUUUGGGGGGGGGGGGGUUGCCUGGAUUGUUUUCUCUUAGAAAUGGAUCUUGCCAGUUACUGGAAAUUGAUUUGACUGAUGAAUUUUAGGGGGAACCGGGCUCUUUCUGUUUCCUGGACCCCCACGAUUGCCAGCAAAGAACUGAUACAUUAUGCUGUAAUUUUACUUUGUGUGCAUGAGAGGAAAGAAAGAAACCUCCUGAUCGAUUCUAGACAUUACCCCUCUCGGUAUGGAGUUCAUUUUAUUUUUAUUUGUUGGUGUCCGUCAGAUCUUUUCAGCUUACCCAUAUAGCUGUUGUUCAGGGACCCAUUCUCAGCUCUCCCUUUCCAAGCCUUUCCCCAUGGAUGUUUUGUUUCCACAGGCAUUGUUACAAGACUCUGAAAACUCACUUAAGCUCUGAAAACUCACUUAAACACAGACAAGACCUGGGGGAAGGGGGAGGAUAAAGGAACAAGGCACAGAGUCUAAACAUCAUCUGCCUUUUGACAUCCUGGAUAUAUCAAGUGUGGGCUAUGCUGUUGCAUGCUGGGAGAGGGAGACUUGGCAGGCUGAGUGUAUCUGCUGUUUACUUUGCACGUCAGGAAUCAUACAGUUUACUAGCUCUCUCUAUAUGUAUAUAUAGGGCUAGUACGCGUGUAUGUGUGUGUGUGUGUGUGUCUUUAAAAAUUGUCUGCAGAAUUCUGACUGGCACAUCAAUUUGGCAAGGUGACUGCCUGGUCAUCCUUCACAUAGGUUGGAGGGUUUAUUUUCCCCUUUAAGGGAAGAGUAGGGAGUGAAGAAGCGAUCUUUUUUUCAGUUAAUUUGUUAAAAUCUAGCGAGUGUGAAUCUACUUUAUUUGAAAUAUUUAAAGUCAGCAAGAAGAAGAAAUGACUUUGGGGAGGCAUGGGGAAAGUGCUGCUUGGCUAUUUUUUUCAUUAAAAGUUUUUUUUAAAAAAAAAA
Molecule: messenger RNA, 3098 nt
Organism: Heteronotia binoei (common prickly gecko)
Lineage: Eukaryota; Metazoa; Chordata; Lepidosauria; Squamata; Gekkonidae
Gene: GMEB1
Product: glucocorticoid modulatory element binding protein 1
Exons: 10
Coding region: 45-1820 (591 amino acids)
Biological process (GO): positive regulation of transcription by RNA polymerase II
Cellular component (GO): nucleus
Molecular function (GO): RNA polymerase II cis-regulatory region sequence-specific DNA binding; DNA-binding transcription activator activity, RNA polymerase II-specific
Source: RefSeq, a predicted model, not a curated record